AUGAAGCCUCUGCAUGCUGCAUCAAGCAGGUUAUCCAAUCUGAGCUCUGAGAACAGAAAGCUGAUUCAACAGCUGAAUGAACUGAAGGCUACCCUGGCGAAAGCCAAGGACUUCCGUGAACUGCUCUGCUUACCAUCUGGUUAUAAUGCAGAGAGACCCAUCAUAUCAUCAGCUGCUGUUCCUGAGACCACAUCACUACCGCCUUUGAAAGUGAUUGGUCGUGACAAGGAUCGGGAUCAUAUAAUAGAUCUUCUUACCAAGACAACUGCCACUACCGAGUCUAGUACAGCUAUGUACUCAGGUUUGGCCAUUGUUGGAGCUGGAGGCAUGGGAAAGUCUACAUUAGCACAACUUGUUUACAAUGACAAGAGGGUAAAAGAAUAUUUUGAUGUGACAAUGUGGGUAAGCAUCUCACUCAAACUUGAUGUCCGCCGUCAUACACGAGAGAUCAUCGAGGCUGCCUCUCAGGGGGAAUGCCCACGCAUUGAUAACCUUGAUACUCUGCAGCGCAAGUUGAUAGACAUACUGCAAGAAUCAAAGAAAUUCCUGCUUGUGUUGGAUGAUAUUUGGUUUGAAGCUAGCAGUGAGAGAGAAUGGGAUCAACUGUUAGCUCCUCUAGUUUCCCAACAGACAGGAAGCAAAGUUUUGGUAACUUCUCGACGGGAUACAUUUCCAGCCACUCUCUGUUGUGAAGUUUGUCCUCUGGAAAACAUGGACGAUGCUCACUUCUUGGCACUCUUCAAACACCAUGCAUUCUCUGGACCACAAAUCAGAAAUCCACUACCGUGUGAAAGGCUCGAAGAUUUUGCAGAGAAGAUUGCAAAGAGGCUUGGACAAUCUCCUUUGGCGGCAAAAGUUGUGGGUUCCCAGUUGAAAGGAAAAACAGACAUCACUGUAUGGAAGCAUGCUUUAACUAUAAACAUUGAAAAGUUAAGUGAGCCCAUGAGAGCUCUAUUGUGGAGUUAUGAGAACUUAGAUCCACGUCUGCAGAGGUGCUUCCUCUAUUGCAGCUUGUUUCCAAAAGGCCAUAUAUAUGACACUGAGGAGUUGGUUUAUCUUUGGAUGGCAGAGGGCCUUGUUGAUUCAUGCAACCGAAACAAGAGUGUGGAAGAUAUUGGAAAGGAUUGCUUCAAGGAGAUGAUCUCUGUAUCAUUCUUUCAACCCGAUUACAAUGAAUUCCCUGAUAUCUUUCCCACGUACUAUGUUAUGCAUGAUCUCCUUCAUGAUCUGGCAGAAUCACUCUCUAAAAAUGACUACUUCAGAUUGGAAGAUGAUAAGGUUACAGAAAUACCAUCUACUGUUCGACACAUAUCUUUUUGUGUUGAAAGUAUGAAGCAACACAAGCAAAGUAUCUGCAAGCUACAUCAUUUACGCACUAUUAUCUGCAUAUACCCCCUGAUGGAUGAUGUCAGUGAUCUUUUUAAUCAGAUACUACGGAAUUUAAAGAAGUUGCGUGUACUAUGUUUGAAAUCUUACAACAGUAAUAAGUUGCCAGAAUCUGUUGGUGAGUUGAAGCACCUUCGGUAUUUGAACAUCAUAAGUACACUGAUUUCUGAAUUGCCAAAAUCACUGUGUACUCUUUACCACUUGCAGUUACUGCUGUUUAGUGCCAAAGUCGAGAGUUUCCCCAAGAAACUCUGCAAUUUAAGGAAGUUAACGCAUCUUAAACGGGUUGGUGAAAGAAUAGGCGGCUUGAACAGUGCGAGACUGCCUCAAAUUCCUAACAUUGGCAAGCUAACUUUGCUUCAACAAUUUGAGGAAUUUUCUGUGCAAAAGAAAAAGGGAUAUGAGUUGCAACAGCUGAUGGACAUGAAUGAGAUUCGUGACAGUUUACAUGUCACCAAUCUUGAGAAUGUCACUGGGAAGGAUGAAGCCUUAGAAUCAAAGCUGCAUCAGAAAAGGCAUCUUCGCAUCUUGCGACUUGCCUGGAGUUGCAAGAAUAAAACAAAUGGAGAAGAUAGUUCACAUUUGGAGAUUCUAGAAGGUUUGAUGCCACCACCUCAACUUGGAGAUCUUAAAAUUGAAGGUUACAAAUCUUCAAAAUAUCCAGGCUGGUUACUUGAUAAUUCAUAUUUUGAGAACUUGGAAUCUUUAAGCUUCGAGCAUUGCAGUGCAUUACAAAGUCUACCAUCUAAUAUUGAGAUGUUUGGGAAUUGCACUUCACUUGUCCUCGGCGAUGUGCCAAACCUGAAGACAUUACCUUGUCUUCCACCAGGUCUUCAAAUGUUACGAGUAGACAAAUGCCCACUGCUUGUAUUUAUUUCCAAUGAUGAGAUGGAACAGGAUGAUCUGAGAGAGAAUUUCAUGAAGAUGGACCACUUGGCAUCACAACUUUGUUUAAUCUGGGCGGUUGAUUCAGGAUCAGAUAUUAGGAGAGUAAUCUCAUGGGAGCAUUCAUUUCUGGAGCAGCAGAUGACAUUGAUGCAUGCUGAUGUGUCACAAGUUCAAAACCUUGGAUCUGCUCUAAAAAGGGAGAAAUAUAAAGUAUUGGUAAAAGAGGAUAUAAUCAAGGCAUGGAUAUGCUGUCACCAGCAAAGGAUGAGACUCAUCUAUGGAAGGAGAAGUGGGAUGCCGUUGGUUCCACCAUCAGGACUUUGUCAACUUAUUCUUUCCUCAUGCAGUGUUACAGAUGGAGCUUUAGCUGCUUGCCUUGAUGGCUUGGUUUCACUGACAAUGUUGGACUUAAAAGAUCUUAUGACUUUAACUACACUUCCUUCCGAAGAGGUGCUCCAACAUUUGACAGAACUUAAGGAGUUAUCCAUCAGAUAUUGCUGGUGUCUCAGGUCAUUAGGGGGCUUACAAGCUGCUACCUCUCUUUCAAUUGUUACAUUGAUUUCCUGCCCUUCUUUAGAGUUGGCAUGUGGAGCAGAAUGCUUGCCAUUAUCCCUUGAGAGGCUCUGUAUAUACGGUUGUGUGCUUACAGCUGACUUCCUCGGUACUGACUGGCCACACAUGUAUGAUUUUGACAUAAGCUGUUGCAGAAGCACUGCAUGCUUGUCUGUUGAUAGUCUCACCUCUGUUAAAUCAUUCUCAUUGCAGAAAUUGCCAGAUUUAUGUACGGUCGAAGGAUUGUCUUGUCUGCAACUUCGCAACGUAUAUUUGAUUGAUGUUCCGAAACUCACCCCUGAGUGUAUCUUACAGCUUCGAAUCCAAGGAUUCCUCACUGUUAGCAGUCCUGUAAUAAUGAACAAUAUGCUCUCGGCUGAAGAUUUCACAGUUCCAGAAUCUCUCACUCUUCUAGGAUGCAAAGAGCCAUUCGUCUCACUCAAAGAAUCCACAAAUUUCACAUCUGUCAAGGUCCUGGAAUUCUCUGGCUGUCAAAUGAUUUCCUUGCCAACAAAUUUGAAGUGCUUCUCCAGUCUGAAGAAUCUCUACAUAUGUGAAUGCCCCAACAUAUCAUCUUUACCAGAUCUGCCAUCCUCCCUCCAGAAGAUACACAUGGAGGGUUGUUCGGAACUCUUGAAAGAGAGCUGCCGAGCACCUGAUGGAGAAAACUGGGCAAAGAUCGCUCAUAUCCGCUGGAAGUACAUAAAUUAA
Triticum turgidum subsp. durum (durum wheat) is the source of this 3537-nucleotide messenger RNA. The record is from the annotation of a GenBank genome assembly. NCBI's taxonomy places the organism in Eukaryota, Viridiplantae, Streptophyta, Magnoliopsida, Poales, Poaceae.